AGAGCAUUCAGCUCUUAAACUUGAGCACUUGAAUAUGCUUUUAGUACAUAACGGGAUUCAAAAUUGAUCUUCCAGAUAUGUACUAUGUGACAAUGAUUUGAAAGUGGAGUGUAUUCUGGUGUACUAUUGUCAUUGUUUCUGUGUCGGAACCCUGUCCGGGAGUUGACAGAUGCUUCAUUGCCAUCAUUCGUUUCAAGGAACGGUUCUUGAAUUUUAAGGACAAAUGGAAUCGUUAUCUACGAAAACUGUCGCUUUGAUAUUGGAUGUGAAUAUGUAAUUUUAAAUGCUUUUUUUUAUUUUUAAUGUGUUUAUUCGAGUGUAGCAAGUUGGAGUAAAAAGGGUUCUUAAAUUCUGUAUUCUUUUUAGUCUGGAUCUGUAACUAUCGUACUUAUUUUACGGACAAAUAUUUUGGAGAAACCUGCAUCGAGUGUUAAUUCCCGCUUGUUUGAACAUAAAACCGAAGUAAGGAUUUUCUUCUUCUGCCGUGCCCGAAUUACGGUGCACAGACUUGAUUUUCGGCAUUUACUUUUAUCUGGAAGUUGACGACCCCUUCGAAUUUCUCAAAAGAUCUCGCUAAACAUCAUAAGCCAUAAAAUAAACUUUAAGCUUGUCUUUCAACAUGGAGGACUCGUAAGAACUUUGUUCUUGGUUAUGGUUACUGGAGGGGCAUUAGAGGGACAGAAUGACAGAUGUUUUACCAAGGCUCGCUUACCAGCCCAAGUCCCACUCCUUUGAUGAGAGGAGGCUCAGUUCCUACCCCAGACCGGACCUAGCCGAUGGGGAGGAGGAACUCUCACGUGAUAAUUUUCCGCCAACCUUCACCACUGUCUUGCCAAAUGUAAACUCUGAUGGGUACACCCUCACGUCCUACGCGUCCUAUAUUGGAGACCCCCGAAAACUUAUAGUACACUAUGUGUCCACUCCGGCCUCCAUUAGAGUUUCACUCAACGCCAAUUCACAUCUGAACAAUGUACCUUCAGCCCCGCCCACCAAAAUCCACAGGCCACGGACUGCUGCAGCCGUGCUGUCCGCUAAAUCUGAGUCAAGUUGUGACCGGGUUUCCCAGGUGGAGCACGAACCCACCCGUCGCCACAACCUGGAGAACCACAUGCCAACCAAACGCAACAAACCGCCGCCGUGGCAAAAGAACCUAGACGCCCCCCUCGUACCCUUCGUCACUGGACCCGGUUACAUAUUGUCAAAGAGCAAGUCCAAGUUUGCCGUCACCAUCAAGGAGGAGUUCUUUGAUCCUGUGGCUGAUGAAUCUCAAAAGAGGAAACACAUCCCCACAGAAAGAGUGCAAAGUAAUAGCCAGAAAGACACGUUCAAGUCCACCGGUUCUAUGAACGAGCAUGCGUUCAUGGAACAACUGAUGGAAAGGGACACGAUGAUCCAACAGUUACAGGAACAAAUCUCUGACCUGUCUCUGUAUCUGGAGGAAGAGAGGGUCAACCACAGACAAACCAAGCAAAGGGCGGAGGAGUUUCUAAAAGACAAAAUAAACGAACUAAAUGAUCAACACAAUGAUGCAAUCAGGGACCUUGAGGAGGAUCACCGAGAGGACAUGGAGAGACUCCGCCUCAGUAUCGAGGCCGAACACCAGGCCUACAAAACGGCCGCCGAGGGACAGAUACUGAAAAUGAAGAAAGAGAUCGAGUUUUUACAAGGGGCCUUUGAAUCUUACAAGAGCUCGCUUCACCAAGAUAUGGACGACAAGUGGAAUAAGCGAGAAAGUGACCUCAAGUUAAUGCUUCAGGAGGAAAAACAGGCCGCCAUUCACGAAAUGAAAAUGAAAGUGAUACAAGAGAGGAAUGUUGAAAGAAUAGCCGUGCAGAAAGACCAUCAGAAAGCCAUUGACAAUCUACGCAAGGAGCACAAGAAAGAACUUGAUGCUUUAGUAAGGAAGUUUUCAAAUGCAGCUGCUGAUUUAGAAAGAUUAAAGAAAACUACAGCGGAGUUGAAGGAAACAAAGCGAGACCUGGAGACGAUAACGGUGGCCUACAAUGAGACCUGUCAACAGUUGGCCAUCACCUCCAGGGAACUGGCCGAUACGAAAGUUAAGCUAUUGUCUUUUGAGGAACAGUUUGAAGAGAAAGUCCAGCAAGUGGAUUUUAAAUAUCAGCAGAAAAUUAAUGAUCUUAUUACACAGAAUAUAGAGCUACGACGGCUGUAUGUAAAGAAGUGUGGACAACUCUACGAGGAAAAGGUCAACGUAGAAAUGGAUAGAGUUAAAAGAGUCCAGUCUGCGAAAGAAGUCAUGCAGUCAAUGUUACGGUCAAAACAAAGGUCUGACGUCAGCUUUGCUCCCGGGGACCCAGAAUAUGAGGAAGUGACCCACAAACCAAAAACCAGACCGGGAAGUGCUCCUUUAACGAAACACGAGAUGAAGAAAGCCCACUCGUCCGUGGGAAAUACGGAUCACUUGCUGGAAAAGGAAGAAAUUCCAGAAUUCCCUGAUAACUUUUUACCGGAAGUCAGUAAAGAGAUUGAUGAACUCAAAAAACAGAUAAUGUCAGAUAUAAAGCUGCCAACAAAAGAGGAAAUGUUGCAAGCGCUGGACAGUGCUAGGUAGUGACCUAAAUUUACAUUUCUGACGUCAUGACAUGACGUAAACAUAUAGGAAUAUACAUGACUAUUAAGUAUUACAUGUGAUAGAGGGUACAUGUGUUUAUUUUUACAAAAUAUCAUUACACAUUUAUUUACUUAAGAGUAUUUUCCAUAUUUUUUUAUUUAUAGAUUAAUUCUAUGUAUAGAAAAUAGCCAUAAUUAGUAUUUAUUUUAAAUAUAAUAGUUAUAUUUCAGUUUAUGUGGAAAGCUGCACCAGCUCGUUAAUUUAAUGUAUUAUACUGUACAAUAGAAGUAUUUCUCCAUGCUGUGAUAAACUUAUACUCUGUUCAAAUGAACAUUUAUUUAUUUAUGUACUUUUAAGUCCUAUUCCUUUAAAAAAAAAUCACUUAUAAAAAUGUUUACUAAUCGGGUAGUUAUAUUAAUGUCUUAGAAAAUAUUUUUUUCUUGCAUGUUUUGCGAGACAAUGAUAUAAUUUAUUACAAUUUAUAUACGAAAAGAAAAUAUUGAUCACGAAGUGCUUCAUUGACUGUACUGAAUAAAAGUAUGAAAUGGA
Magallana angulata is the source of this 3121-nucleotide messenger RNA. Its product is annotated as centrosomal protein of 164 kDa-like. The record is from RefSeq and is a predicted model, not a curated record. The coding region runs from base 683 to 2572 and encodes 629 amino acids. Gene Ontology annotation, cellular component: cytoplasm. The transcript is spliced from 16 exons. NCBI's taxonomy places the organism in Eukaryota, Metazoa, Mollusca, Bivalvia, Ostreida, Ostreidae.